AUGGCGGAAUCUGUGCACCCAGCGCCGACGAUGCCCUCCGCGUCCUCGUCUUCCGCGCCGGGCCCGGUCCAGCAAUCCACCGCCGAAAACCUUCAGCAGACGCAAACCCUCCCCAUCCGCGAUUCAAAAGACGCAAAGGCAACGAAUUCAGUCACAGCUCCACCCAAGGGAAAAGAUUCCACUGCGUCCGGUCCUGCGGCAGGCGGCGACGGUGCGGGAGACAAGUCGCUCACGCCCGCUGAGCUGAAGAAAAAGGCCAAGGCCGAAAAGGCGGCCCGACGCGCGAAGGAGAGGAUCGAACGGGAAGGGCCAGCGCCUGCUGUGGGCGGAGCACCAGCUGCCGGCGCUGGCGGGAGCCAGGCUCGUCCCUCGGCUACACCUAAGAAGGACGGUGCCCCUGGAGGGUCGCAGAAGGGCCAGAGGGCUCCCCCGCCACGGAGGGGUUCUGGGGCGGUUGCGCACACUGGCCCGGCGGAGCAGCAGAAAAAGAAGAAAGAGGAUAAGAGCGUUGCGGUCUUUGGGCAUUUGUAUGGCCAGCAGCGAAGAACGACUAUCGCCGGAGCUGGCAAGGAGGUACACCCUGCAGUCCUGGCCCUCGGGCUCCAGAUGCGAGACUAUGUAGUGUGUGGGAGCAGUGCGCGGUGUGUGGCCACGCUGCUUGCUUUCAAACGGGUGGUUGAAUCCUAUACAACUCCUCUGGGUACCUCUCUGUCGCGCCAUUUGACGGCCCACCUCUCGCAUCAGAUCACCUAUCUCUCGACAUGCCGCCCGCUCUCGAUCAGCCAGGGCAACGCCAUUCGGGCGCUGAAGCUAACCAUUGCCUCCAUUGACCCGUCCACACCGGAGAUAAGUGCCAAGGCGACGCUGUGCGACUUUAUUGACAGCUUCAUCCGUGAGAAAAUUACCAUCGCCGACAAGGUUAUUGCCGACAGCGCAGCCCAAAAGAUCUCAGAUGGCGACGUGAUUGUGACCUUUGCAGGUAGCUCGAUCGUUAAGGAGACACUUCUGGAGGCACACAGGCAAGGCAAGCGGUUCCGGGUAUCGAUCAUCGACUCGCGGCCGUUGUUCGAAGGCAAGAAUAUGGCCCGUGCACUGGCCAAUGCCGGAUUGGACGUGCAGUACUCGCUCGUCCACGCCGUCAGCCACGCGAUCAAAGAUGCGACCAAGGUCUUCCUGGGCGCGCAUGCUAUGACCAGUAACGGCCGGCUGUAUUCUCGCGUCGGCACUGCGCUGGUCGCCAUGUCCGCUAAGGAGCGUGCCGGUGGCGUUGAGGUUCCUGUGAUCGUUUGCUGCGAGACGGUCAAGUUCACAGACCGCGUCGCUCUAGACAGCAUCGUCGUCAACGAGAUUGCCGACGCCGACGAGCUCGUCUCUCCUUCGCCCCCGCAACAGGUCACCGACCUCCCAGACCCGGCUGCUGCUGCCGCUACUGCCCAGUCCGACUCCAACAAGAAGGGCGCCAAUCGUGCGCCUCCCAAUCCAUCCUCUGAUACCCCUGCUGCCUCCUCCGACUCGCCUCUCACCAAGUGGAAGGACACUCCCAAUCUUCAGCUGCUGAAUAUCAUGUACGACGUCACUCCGGCAGAGUACGUCGACAUGGUCGUCACGGAGAUGGGCAGCUUGCCGCCCAGUGCUGUUCCUAUUGUGCACCGCAUGAGUACGAAUAUGUGA
Molecule: messenger RNA, 1671 nt
Organism: Penicillium riverlandense
Lineage: Eukaryota; Fungi; Ascomycota; Eurotiomycetes; Eurotiales; Aspergillaceae
Product: translation initiation factor eIF2B subunit delta
Exons: 2
Coding region: 1-1671 (556 amino acids)
Source: RefSeq, a predicted model, not a curated record